AUGUCUAGCCUUAGUGACCUCCUCAAUCGCCAAACCCCUACGCCAUGGGAACAAUUCCUGGCCCGCCCUUGUAUCUUUGUUGCGCGGAAGCUGUAUACUUGGCAUCAAAUCAUCCUCCCACAACCACUCACAAACGCUGUUGCUAUUAUCUGCGUCUCCGAUACCCACAACUGUCAACCCAGCCUUCCCGAUGGAGAUAUUCUCAUUCAUGCCGGUGAUCUCACACAAUCGGGCUCAUUCAAGGAACUCCAGGCAACACUCGCCUGGUUACGCGCCCAGCCCCAUCCCACAAAAAUAGUUGUUGCCGGCAAUCACGAUGUUUUACUCGACGCAGCGCGCGACGACUCAGACCAAGCUAUCACCGAGCGAGCCCAGCUCGACUGGGGUGACAUUAUCUACCUAGAAAACGAGGAGACUACGGUUUCCUGUGCAAAUGGUCGUCAGCUCAGGAUCUACGGAAGUCCUCUUACUAGACGCAAUGGUAACUGGGCCUUUCAAUAUCCUCCCGAUCAAGACGUAUGGUCUGGCUCGGUGCCUGGCGGGACUGAUGUGCUCAUAACUCAUGGCCCGCCACGUGGUCACCUUGACUUGCUGACUCUGGGCUGUGCUCACCUGCUGCGAGAGUUGUGGAGAGUCAAGCCUAGACUACAUGUGUUUGGACAUGUCCAUGCGGGUGCAGGCACUGAAUUGAUCUUGUUUGAUACGCUCCAGGAGGCGUACGAGCGCACGGUCAUUGCUAGAGGGGGUAUUUGGAAUCUUCUGUAUACAAUACGCGAGUUUGUCAAGACAUGUUACAAUCCGAGUGUCGAGGCAAAAUGUUUACUUGUGAAUCCAGCCAUUGUUGGAGGAUUGAGAGAUGAUGAACGAAGACAGCCCGUCAAAGUUGUCAUUUGA
This is a messenger RNA of Penicillium robsamsonii, 894 nucleotides long. RefSeq names its product metallophosphatase domain-containing protein. The record is from RefSeq and is a predicted model, not a curated record. Gene Ontology annotation, molecular function: hydrolase activity. The transcript has a single exon. NCBI's taxonomy places the organism in Eukaryota, Fungi, Ascomycota, Eurotiomycetes, Eurotiales, Aspergillaceae. The coding region runs from base 1 to 894 and encodes 297 amino acids.